Raphanus sativus (radish) is the source of this 2467-nucleotide messenger RNA. RefSeq names its product protein OBERON 3-like. The transcript is spliced from 2 exons. The coding region runs from base 110 to 2236 and encodes 708 amino acids. The record is from RefSeq and is a predicted model, not a curated record. Gene Ontology annotation, cellular component: nucleus. NCBI's taxonomy places the organism in Eukaryota, Viridiplantae, Streptophyta, Magnoliopsida, Brassicales, Brassicaceae.
CCUCGGAGGUCUCACUUUAUUACAUCUUUUGCCAUUUAGGACGACCAAACUAUUCCCAUCAUUCUCUCUAUUCUCACAUUCUCUCUCCCUGAUUCUCUGUCCAAACGCCAUGAUAGGAGAGAAAGAUCUCGCCAUCGACGGAGAAUGCUCUCGAACCAAAGCAUCGAAGCCUCUGUUCUCUCAUCUCAACAACAACAGCAAUCGAGCUGACAAAAUCAGCGUCCGGUCCAGCAACCUCGAUGGGUUCCCUUGUAAAUCCUCAGCCAGAUCAGGAAACGAGCUCACUCUCAGCUACCUCUGCGAGAACCGAGAGGAUCUUUCCGAGAGAAUCGCCGAUCGAAAGGGGAAAGAAGUGGUAAUAACCUUCUCGGAGAAUCCAAGCCACCGCCACGAAGACGACGACGACGAGAAGCGGAUUGAGAGAGACUUCUUCAACAACCUCAGAGAACCCAAACGAAAGUCUCCUCACGGAGAUGACGACGUCAAAGAAGAAGAGAAGAACACUUUAAACCUCUCUCUAGCUCUCCCCGACGUCUCUCUAUCUCUAACGGCGUCAAACGCCGUCAAAAGACCGAGAGUGACGACAAACUGCGAGCGAACGGCGUCGUUUUCGAACGAUUUCACGGCGUCGUACUCCCACUCCCACCCUUUCUCCCACAACAUGAGCUGCUCCAUGACUAGAAACUCCACAGAUUUCGAGACCUCCGAUCAUAUCUGGUGCGCCGGAGAAGGAACCAACGGAUCCGUCCACAGCCGGUUCAGACCCGUCGGCGACGGCGGCGGCGUCCUCGCCGUCAAUCCCUUCACCGGCAAACCCUCCAACUCCUCCGAGUACUCCUUCUUCCCUUCCGAGCUACCAGCCGUCGCCGCCAAGGGAUUAUUACUACCCAAUCCGGAAGAAGACGAUGCGGUUAGUAGAUCGGAGAGGGUCCUCGACGACAUCGUUUCGAAGUCUAUAUCUUCCGUGGCGUUGAUUAUUCAAGGGAUGGCUGAAGAGACUCUCGAAGCAGCUAAAGAGUACUUAAGGAACUUGAUCGAUGAUGAUGAUUCGCCGGGGCGUAAGGAGAAGCUGGCGAAUCUUCAGAGCCAGAUCGACAAAAGAUCCGAUCUUUGCAAAGAGACGCUGUCCAAAUGCGUCAAGGACCAGCUGGACAUUCUCGUAGCCGUGAGGACGGGGCUCAAGUACUUUUUGUCUGGUAAAAUCCGGAUCCCUAUGAACGAGUUGGUGGAGAUCUUUCUCUUCUUGAGAUGUAGGAACGUGAACUGCAAGAGUCUGUUACCUGUCGAUGACUGUGAGUGCAACAUCUGUUCGAAGAACAAGGGGUUUUGCAGCUCUUGUAUGUGUCCGGUCUGCUUGAGGUUUGAUUCCGCUAGUAAUACUUGUAGUUGGGUUGGGUGUGAUGUGUGCUCGCAUUGGUGUCACGCUGCGUGUGGGAUUCGGGAGGGUCUGAUCAGGCCGGGACAUAGCGUGAAAGGUCCUCGAGGUAGGACCGAGAUGCUGUUCCAUUGCGUUGGAUGUGCUCAUAAAUCGGAGAUGUUUGGGUUCGUCAAGGAUGUGUUUGUGUGUUGCGCCAAGAACUGGGGACAUGAGACUCUGGUCAAGGAGCUUGACUGCGUUGGAAAGGUGUUCCGUGGAAGCGAUGAUGGUAGUAAAGGCAAAGCGUUGCAUCACAAAGCUAAUGAAAUGGUGAAGAAGCUGGAGAGUAAACAGAUCUCUCCGCAAGAUGCCUCUAACUUCAUCAUUCAGUUUUUCAACUAUGCAGAGACGGUAACAGAGUUUCCUGAACCGAAAGAGCAAACAGUUGUAGCAGAAUCGAGCUACAGAAAAGACGAGGCAUCUGUGACGCCUUCAACAACAUCCGAGGAUCAGAUGAAGAAGAAGAGCUUUGCGUUAGCAGAUGCGAUGAUGAACAGUUUCGAUAGUUUGGAGAGCAUGGUGAGCAUCAAGGAAGCCGAGACGAGAAUGUUCCAGAAGAAAGCGGACGAGGCGAGAACAGAGGCAGAGAGUUUCAAGAGGAUGAUAGAAAUGAAGACUGAUAAGAUGGAGGAGGAGUACUCGGAGAAGAUAGCGCGGCUGUGUCUGAAGGAGACGGAAGAGAGGAGGAGGAAUAAGCUGAAGGAGUUGAAGAAGCUUGAGAACUCGCAUUGCGAUUACAGGAACAUGAAGCUGAGGAUGGAGUCUGAGAUCGCAGGGUUAUUGAAGAGAAUGGAAAGUACAAGACAACAAUUGGUAUGAGAGAAUUAGAAAAACAGAGUCUUUCAGUUAAGCAUUUAUUUGCCUCUGUGGGAGACAUCAGUGUUAAAGGCUUUAUCUAUUUCUUGCCUUCUAAAAUAUCAUUUUUCUAAUCUAUAAAUUCUGUUUUUUUUUGCUUAUAAUAACUACCAUGCAUGUUUAAUAUGUUUAUAUAAUUCAUUUAUAUUGUAUAAAGUGAAUCAUUUGCAACUAUGCUAUAUAUUUUGGUACUAA